GUGAUGAUAUAGUGGCGGUGUACUGCCUGCAGAAAGGUUGGGGCAGCCACAGCGAUGAGGUCAAGAACAACCAGGGCGGGUCAGACGGCAGCGCUGGCGACCCGAGUGCCGUGCCAGGAGCCAUGCCCAUUGGUGGAGAGCUGACGGUGGGCGGGGCGGGGGGUGGAGCCUCGCACUCGCCCCUCCUCAACUAUGACCCCGAGUGCGCGCGCAUGGAGGCGUGGCUGGACGAACAUCAGGAUUUCGUUCAUGAUUAUUUUAUAAGGAAAGCCUCGCGGCACAUGGUGGACGCGUGGCUGGUGUCGCACGCCCUUCCUCAGAACAUGGGCGGCCCCGGCGGCGCCCUCGGCGGGGGCGCUGCGGGGGGCGGAGCCGGAGGAGCAGGAGGGGCGUUCGGCGAGGGCCCCAACGGCAGCGCGCUCGGGGGUCAGCCUCCAGGGUCCCGCGCUUCGUCAGGAGCCGCCACGCCCGUGAGGAAGAUCUCCGCCCACGAGUUCGAGAAGGGCGGCCUCUUGAAGCCCAUCGUGACGACCAUCGACGGGACGCCCACCUUCCUCUCGCCCGCAGCCGAUGCCGAGAACGUCGCCAUUCUCGCCAAGGUCCGGCGGAAGUCGCGGACGGAGCUGAAGGGGCUGGACGAGCGGCAGCUGAUCUUCGAGCUGGUCAAGGACAUCUGCAACGACCUGGACGUGCGCUCGCUGUGCCACAAGAUCCUGCAGAACGUGUCGAUCCUCACCAGCGCCGACCGGUGCUCGCUCUUCCUCGUGCAGGGGGACAAGGUGAGCGGGGGGAGCGCCUGGGGGGUGCUCUUUCGCGUGGGACGCUAG
Messenger RNA from Penaeus monodon (black tiger shrimp), 827 nucleotides. Its product is annotated as cGMP-specific 3',5'-cyclic phosphodiesterase-like. Lineage: Eukaryota; Metazoa; Arthropoda; Malacostraca; Decapoda; Penaeidae. The record is from RefSeq and is a predicted model, not a curated record.